AUGAACUCAUCGAGAAUUGCUUCAGGUUAUGCAAUAAAUCCUGCUCGUGAUUUCGGUCCAAGGCUCUUCACUCUCUGCGCUGGUUACGGUUGGAGGGUAUUCAGCUAUCGUAGCUACAAGUGGUUCUGGAUUCCGAUCAUUUGCCCAAUGCUUGGAGCCCUGCUUGGAGCAUGGAUGUACGAGUUCUUCAUUGGAUUCCACAUCCCCGAUGAUCCGGACACCACCUACAUUCACAAGGUGACUCUUUCCCUAUCCAAUCACCUCUGCCACAAACCAAUGGCACAGUUUCGCAUUGCAAAUCAGCCGAGUAGAGUACUACUGUUUGCGAUAUAA
This is a messenger RNA of Ostertagia ostertagi, 333 nucleotides long. NCBI's taxonomy places the organism in Eukaryota, Metazoa, Nematoda, Chromadorea, Rhabditida, Trichostrongylidae. The record is from the annotation of a GenBank genome assembly.